Molecule: messenger RNA, 1071 nt
Organism: Penaeus vannamei (Pacific white shrimp)
Lineage: Eukaryota; Metazoa; Arthropoda; Malacostraca; Decapoda; Penaeidae
Source: RefSeq, a predicted model, not a curated record
GGAAGGAAAGAAAAGAAAGAAAAAAAAAAAAAAAAACACUUGAGAUUACAUUGUAGAGAAAAAUAGACUUACCUUGACUUCUGUCCUUCGAUGAAUAUGUUCCAUUCGCGACCGUCUGAACGAAACCGCUUCAGAUAUCUCUAGAAGGUCGACGGAAGGGAUCUUGACGAGGCAGACUCUUCACCCUCGCGCGCUGACCCUCCUUGACCCGCCCUCAGGAUGGUGCGCGUGUCGUGGGGCGGGGAGGUGGUCAUCGCCGACCUCGCCCACGUGGCUGGCGACGGCGGCAACGGGGGCGACGGCACCCACUCCCGCCCACUCGAUGUCACGACCACCUCGCCCACCGCCACGACCACCCCGACGGUCACGCCCACGACCUCCGCCACGCCCUCGGAGACGCCCACGAUCUCCCCGGCGCCCACGGACUCCACCCCGCCCACGAUAUCGCCCUUGCCGCGGGCGCCGACGGCCAUCGUGGAGGCGCUGUCGGACGGGGACGAGAGCGCCGUGUCCACCUCCUUCUCCGACGACCACCGAUCGCUGCGGGACGACCUGCGCGACGACCUGAGCUCCCCGCGGCCGCGCAGCCCCAGGGCCAAGUCGGAGAAGAGCCGCCUCAUUCGCAUGGCCGACGACGACAACAACAACGGCAACUCCAACGGCAACGGCGACGUGACCAUCAGCAGCGACGACUACCGGCGGUUCCUCACCCUCAAGGGCAGCCCGCCCGACGCCAAGACCAAGGCGGACAUCAAGAUCGCCCCGACGGCGCCGCCCGAGGACGACAUCUUGACCUCGAUGGACCGCAUGCUGGCAACCCUCAGCGACCUGGAGGACGACCUCGAACCGAUUGACGGCAUAGACACCGAGUCCGACUCGGACAUCGACGAGGCCGCAGCGAGGAGGGAGCUCCUGACGGAUAAAUGGAGACAAUUAUUCGACAAAGUAAGUAACAUUAUUUGAAUUGAAAAUAUACUUUAGUAUCCCUUUUAAUACAGUCAAAGUUCUCUACGUGCACCAAAGAAAACUAGUUUUAGGGUAAACUUAAACAUAAAUAUUUGAUUAUGAGUC